Molecule: messenger RNA, 228 nt
Organism: Psilocybe cubensis
Lineage: Eukaryota; Fungi; Basidiomycota; Agaricomycetes; Agaricales; Agrocybaceae
Exons: 2
Coding region: 1-228 (75 amino acids)
Source: RefSeq, a predicted model, not a curated record
AUGGCGGCAUUUCGGCACGGCAGGUUUGUUGAACAGUUGGCAUUCGUCCAAUUUCGCCCUCUAAUCAUGUUGUACUUCCUUGCAUAUCAUGGGAAAGCUAUCAUCGAAAUUGACCCUCAAAAGAACUCGAUUAUUGAUGGCAUUCGGAUCAAUUUUUGCAUGAGUGAUGACGGUGGGAACAGGCGACAGUCAAAAGUUAAAGAAGCGGCACUUCGCGUAUUGCGUUAA